Molecule: messenger RNA, 378 nt
Organism: Sinocyclocheilus rhinocerous
Lineage: Eukaryota; Metazoa; Chordata; Actinopteri; Cypriniformes; Cyprinidae
Product: von Willebrand factor-like
Exons: 3
Biological process (GO): cell-substrate adhesion; blood coagulation
Cellular component (GO): extracellular matrix
Molecular function (GO): protein binding
Source: RefSeq, a predicted model, not a curated record
GUUCGACACAAAAAAGAAUGCAUUCCCCAAGACCAGUGCCCUUGUUACCAUAACAACCGUCCCUAUGCCUCAGGACAGAGCAUUAAUGUGGACUGCAACACCUGUGUUUGUGAGAAGCGUCAGUGGAAGUGUACGCAGCGUGUGUGUGACGGUGUGUGUCGUGUGAUAGGAGAGACACACUACAUCAGCUUUGAUGGACUCAAGUUCUCGUUUCCUGGACCUUGCCAAUACGUGCUAGCUCAGGAUUACUGUAACGGGGUGGACGGCACGUUUAGGGUUCUGGUGGAGAACUCUGCUUGUGGGAUCGCAGGCUACCGCUGCAGUAAAAGCAUCACAGUGUUGUACAUGGGAGGACUGAUUGUCAUGGAACACAACGAG